Molecule: messenger RNA, 531 nt
Organism: Polychytrium aggregatum
Lineage: Eukaryota; Fungi; Chytridiomycota; Chytridiomycetes; Polychytriales
Exons: 1
Coding region: 1-531 (176 amino acids)
Source: RefSeq, a predicted model, not a curated record
AUGUUGCUUGAGCUCGACAUUCCAACCGGCAUUGAGGCCCUCGUCGAUGUUCCCGAGGAGCCUCCGUCCUCACCAAGCUCACAAUCUCCUCGCGCAAACCCCACACCAUUGAGCCAACUCCCAAGGAUGCCAAAGCUCAAUCAUCUCGUCCUCUCAAGUCAAUUUGUGAGCCUGGCCGAUCUGCAUGUAAAUCAAAGCUCCCUCACAGUCCUCGACUUGCAAGCUUGCUGCGAAUUGGCGUCGCUGGAUGACAUUCCCUCGUAUCCUAAGCUCGAGAUUCUUCACGUCCCUCGAUCGAUUCGCAGAGUCAGCGGACUGGUCGACAAGCUUCCCUCGCUCAAGACACUGCAUUUGGACUCAAGUAUGAGGCCAUCCGAUCGAUCCUUGUUGGUUGACAUGUUUGACCGAUAUGCUGGCUCCUUCAGUCUUGGAUGGAGCAUCAUUCGCCGGAGGAUUUCCGGGCUUCCGAAGGGAUGUCGAGUGGUGUUCAGCGAUUCGGUCGAGUACACCUUUGGCCGAUUCUCGAGGUAG